CGUAGGGGUGUGAACACUUUCCCACACACACACACACACAGUAGUGUUGUUUCUCACCAGAGACAGUUCAGUCCCCCAGCGAGCAGGACAGAAGACGGUCGACCCAUCAGAACAACUGUUACCACCUACAGGAGAACAAGUCAACAAGCGCAGCCAUGGGGAAAGGAUGCAUCACAGUCACCAAGUACUUUCUAUUCCUCUUCAACCUCCUCUUCUUUAUCUUCGGAGCAGUGAUCAUGGGUUUUGGCCUGUGGGUCCUCUUUGAUAACCAGAGCUUCAUUGCUGUUCUACAGGAAUCAUCAGACACAGUGAAAGUGGCGGCCUACAUCCUCAUCGGAGUGGGCUCCUUGUCAAUGGCCAUGGGCUUCUUCGGCUGCUUAGGAGCCAUCUACGAAAUCCGUUGUCUGCUGGGUCUGUACUUCACCUGCCUCCUGCUCAUCCUCAUCGCCCAGGUCACUGCUGGAGUUCUCAUCUACUUCCAAAGAGAUCGGUUGAAAUUUGAGAUGUCCAACAUCAUAAGGGGCAUGAUAAUCAACUACACCGGAGAGAACAGGACCACAGAGCAGACCUGGGACUACAUCCAGAAGACGAUGAAGUGCUGUGGAUGGACUGGUCCAGGCAACUGGUCAGAGAACCAUUCGAUCAAGAACAGCUCCCAGAACCUCUACUCAUGUUCCUGUCGCAACGAGUCCCUGCCCGGCACGGACCUCAGGUCCGUAGGCCUGUGUGAGCAUCUGUCCACAGAAGCACCCGUCUAUGAAACGGGCUGUGUGAUCAGCGUGGAGAAAUGGCUCCUGGACAACUGUGGAGUUAUUCUGGGAAUCCUUGUCGGUAUAGCAGUCAUAGAGCUCCUCGGGAUGAUCCUCUCCAUGUGUCUGUGCAAGAGUGUCGUCGUGGAGGAUUAUACCAAAGUACCGAAGUACUGAGCUGAAGACAGAGCCAGCUUCACACCACACACACACAGAUGGAUGGACUCUCUCUCUCUCUCUCUCUCUCUCUCUCUCUCUCUCUCUCUCUCUCUCUCUGCUCUCUGCUCUCUGCUCUCUCUCCUCUCUCUCUCUCUCUCUCUCUCUCUCUCUCUCUCUCUCUCUCUCUGUCUCUCUCAUUCUCAUGAACACACUCACAAAUUAUGACAGCUGUCUCCACCAUUUGAGUUCCUCCUGCCGUGACAGCUGUGCAGAUUUCUCACGCCCCAUAUGUCCCACACACAUCUUUCAAUCAAGCUUUGACACACUUGUUGGACGUACGUCCAACAAGUUACCAUUGUUGUCUUAUCACUUUGUGUUUUUUUAAGGAGACAUUUAUCAUGUGUUGGUAAUGUUUUUUGGUGGAAGCCUGAGAAUUUUGCGGUUUGAUACUAUGCAAAUGUUCAUUUAUGUGUUGUUUUUCCUUGGCUGACCUCAAUGAAGCGCUUAACAUAGUUAGCAGAGAGAGCACUUUAGUGACAUUUUGGUGAGCUGAGAGCAUCUUCUGACUGCGGGGCAUGGAGAUGAGAGGGAGACGGGCGGGUGCGGGUGGGUGCAUGGUCGACGCGCUCGAGGAUUAAUGCCACUUUGUGAUCCUGCAGCUGGUAUUUUUGGUGCGGAGGGUGGAGGAGAGGCCCAGGGCUGAGCCGGGGCAGGGCUGCUGUGGUGGAGGUUUUGGCUUCUGUCAUCAGCUCCUCGUACCCAGUAGCCCUGAUAUUAACCUUCGUUUACACCCACCGCCACCGCCGCCUCCUCCCUCCAGCUACCCACCAUCAAAAUCACGUCUUUGUCCUCCUCUCGGGUGUGUCUGACUGGUAACCAGUAGCUUUCCAAAAUGACUAGUUUUGCAUGAAGUAAGUGUGCGUGUGAUGUGUCAAGUGAGUAUUUUAUUUCUUAUUUUAUAUUCUCAUGUCAUCUCUGUUUUUGUUACAACUGUGUAUAUAUAUGACUGGUAAGGUAUUACAGCACUCGAGUGCUUAGUCAGCGUUUUGUAUGGGAAAGCUGUCGCCCACGUGCUCUUGUUUUAAGAGUCCUAUUGUUCUUUGUUUCCUCUCUAUUGUUUAUGAUGUACAGAAUGUGGCGGCCACAGCGGCUCGUCAGCACUAUUUUGGUCUGAAUCAGAGAAAUUGGAUCCCUUUGGAGUGAAUCUGUCAUCACUCUUGAAGCUAUAUUUUCAUUUCUUUAGCAUAGCAUGAGUUUGGGUACCAUAGUGCCUCACUUUAACAUCUUUAUUUAAGCUCACACCUGCCUUCAUUUUGAACAAUCUUGUUUUUUUUACCAUCAUAGCCGCAGCUGUGCGACCACAACGUAUUUUCCCUUCUCUGCAUGAUUGUUUGUUUUCUCAAGAAGUCAAUUUCCCUGGGUUUUAUAUUAUCGGUAACAAGAGAAGAGAAAAACGUUGCAGUGAUUGCAUAUUUCAGAGGCCGUUAUGACCAGAAAACCUUCAUCAACUCAUGCUGUCUUGGCUAAAGAAAUGUUGCUUUGAGUUUCCUCACGCCACUUCUCGCCAUCUCAGUUCUUCCACCUCAUUUCAAACACACUAUUAUUGCUGAAUUUAUGGUUAAUUUAGUAGAUAGAUUGCACUUUUUAUUAUGGUUUAUGUCUCACAGGAGUCAUUUCUAAUCGUGUUCAUCAUGCUGAAACGACACAAGAGGGCAGAAAGUGUCCAUUUAAAAAAGAUAUUUAAAAACAGUUGUCUGUCAGAAUUACAGCCGAUCUGUUUUAUGACCUGCCAAAUUGAAACAUUAAUUUAUCUUAAGGAGAGAUGAAGGCUUUUUAUUGUGUGUUUAAGAUAUUUUUACACUUUUACAAAAAAAAUAAUGAUUUUGUUUAGCAGAAGAAAUAGAGUAAGCCAUGUUUAAAAUCAAAUGUUGUCUUUUUUACUAUUGAGAACUAUUAAUAAACCUGAACCCACUAGAAUCCAGUG
Molecule: messenger RNA, 2892 nt
Organism: Sebastes umbrosus (honeycomb rockfish)
Lineage: Eukaryota; Metazoa; Chordata; Actinopteri; Perciformes; Sebastidae
Gene: cd82b
Product: CD82 molecule b
Exons: 9
Coding region: 156-926 (256 amino acids)
Cellular component (GO): membrane
Source: RefSeq, a predicted model, not a curated record